Molecule: messenger RNA, 481 nt
Organism: Pisolithus orientalis
Lineage: Eukaryota; Fungi; Basidiomycota; Agaricomycetes; Boletales; Pisolithaceae
Exons: 1
Coding region: 52-306 (84 amino acids)
Source: RefSeq, a predicted model, not a curated record
AUUCAUCACGCUACGGCACGACCACUUGGAAACACAUAGUUGUACGUGAGCAUGUCAUGGGCAGUGGCGUGCGCUGCUUGUAUAUUGACAUUGCUGGAGUCGGCGACGAAUACGAUGGUACCAUCAGUUAUGAGUUUGUACGACGAGAGUAAACUUUUGAGCGUGAUACCGUGCAGAAUGAUUUCAGUGAUGGGUCGGGUAUGCUGCACUAGCUCAGUCUGUGCGUUUGUGGAACAGCUUCAUUUCCUGCGAAGAAACCAUCCCCUCCCAGGCUUUGCUUGGAGAGAUCUGAUCUCUAAGGCCUAAAUGAUCGUGGUUGGUUAUCUCUCGACUUCGCAACAGUUCGUCGUCGUCGCCCACAGCCCAUAGCCAUAUUCUACCGUUUGGGUGUCGUCGAAGCCGUUUGGACGCUCGGUGGCCUGGCUUGUGACUCUACUUCAUUAUGCGUCCCACUCAUCCUCCACAUCAUAUUGAAGACUGC